Molecule: messenger RNA, 5009 nt
Organism: Conger conger (European conger)
Lineage: Eukaryota; Metazoa; Chordata; Actinopteri; Anguilliformes; Congridae
Product: ubiquitin carboxyl-terminal hydrolase 29-like
Exons: 8
Coding region: 250-1497 (415 amino acids)
Biological process (GO): protein deubiquitination; G1/S transition of mitotic cell cycle
Cellular component (GO): nucleus; cytosol
Molecular function (GO): cysteine-type endopeptidase activity; cysteine-type deubiquitinase activity
Source: RefSeq, a predicted model, not a curated record
CAUACCACCAUCAGCUGCUCAGAGGAGCUAGAUACCACCAACAGCUGCUCAGCGGAGCCACAUACCACCAUCGGCUGUGCAGAUGAGCCAGAUACCACCAUUGGCUGCGUGGAGGAACCAGUCCACACCAUCGGCUGCUCAGCAGAGCCACAUACCACCAUCGGCUGCGCAGAGGAGCCACAUACCACCAUCGGCUGUGCAGAUGAGCCAGUCACCAUCAUCGGCUGCGCAGAUGAGCCACAUACCACCAUGGGCUGCGCAGAGGAGCCACGUACCACCAUCGGCUACGCAGAUGAGCCACAUACCACAAUAGGCUGCGUGGAGGAGCCAGAUACCACCAUUUGCUGCGCAGAGGAGCCACGUACCACCAUCGGCUGCGCAGAUGAGCCACAUACCACCAUUGGCUACGUGGAGGAGCCAGUCACCACCAUCGGCUGCUCAACUGAGCCACAUACCACCAUCGGCUGUGCAGAGGAGCCACAUACCACCAUCUGCUGCUCAGACAAGCCAGAUACCACCAUCGGCUGCUCAGAGGAGCUAGUUACCACCAACGGCUGCUCAGAGGAGCCACAUACCAUCAUCGGCUGUGCAGAAGAGCAAAUGAAAGACCAAAAGAAGAAAAAGAAGAAGAAAUGGUCUUUUAAGAAAGGAAAGAAGGGGACAAAGGUAACGCCAGUGUCCCUCACUAUCCUCUGUUCAGAAGAGCCAGUCUCGACCAUCAGCCACUCCGAGCAGGCGUCGGCUCAUGACAUCGGCCGCCCAGAGCAGGUAUCGGCCCUGAACAUCGGCUGCCCAUUCCGAAGCUGUCGGAAGGUCGAGGAGGAACACGUCAUCCAGAGGACCACGAUCAAUCGCACUGUCCUUGGGUUCUCGAACCUAGGGAAUACGUGCUACAUGAACGCCGCUCUCCAGAGUCUAUUCAGCCUCACCAUCUUCACCCAUGACAUCAGGGACAAGGAAGGCUGCUGGAGGUCAAAUUUGCCCACAAGUUUACUGAAGUGUCUCACAGAUCUGCACUCAGCCAGGGCCAGCCCCAGCCAUCAGAGAAAGAUCAGCCUGCUGAAGACCCUGAAACAGACCAUCACUGCGAACUUCAGCGACUUCUGUGGGGAUGAGCAGCAGGAUGCUCAUGAGUUCCUCGGUGUUCUCCUGUCCCAGCUUAAAGACGAGGGGCUUUCCAUGAGGACAAGGGUGGGGCUGCACCCUGACGCAAGUACCAUUGUGGCAAACUUUGAGUUUGAGCUCCUGUCCACCAGGACGUGCCUCAGCUGUGGGGAGAAGGUAUGUCGAACGGAGCCUUCCAACUGUCUGUCCGUGGACUUAGUCGCUAGGGGCUCCAUAGAAGAUAGUUUGGCACUCUACUUCAAGGGCUUUGAGGUAGAGUGUAAGUGCCAGUGGUGCUCUGGGCAGUUGGCCUCAGUGGAGCAGAGGUUCCAGUCACUGCCUCGAAUGAGUAUAGAAUCACCAGCGUGCUCUCCCACAUUGGAUCGAAUAUGAGACACGGCCAUUACAUCAGUGACAGCAGCGACUGCAAUGGACGCUGGCUGUCAUUCGAUGACGAGCGAGUGACCCCGACGGACCAGAAGUCUGUGCUGAAGCGGAGGUCAAACUCAGCCUACAUGCUGUUUUACGAGUUCAGGUGAGAGCUCAUCCAUAGGUGAGAGCCCUGCUGCUCUGUGAGUGUAUUACAGGUAGAAUAGGUGCAGUUCUGUGUUGGGGGAGGCUUGCGGGCAUCAUGAUUGGGCUGAUGUCUGUUGUAGGGGUGCUGGUGUAUAGAGACGCAACAGGGGCCAGCCUUCAGUGAGAUCACUCAGACCUCCCUGCUUCGCCACUCAUGUUUAAGUUUUAUGCUGAUGUUAUUGUUUGAAAUGUACUGUAAAGACAGAGGGUCAUCCUAUGGAAAUGCGCCAUUUUAUAUAUUGCGUAUCCAUGUAUACAAUUUAGUCAGCUUGUUCUCAACACAAUUUGAAAUGGUUAAAAAUAAUAUUGAAACAAAUUCAACAGAUUACGAAAUAGAAAAGGCAACUUGUUAUUGACAACUUGCAUAUUGAUAAUGUGUAAAUAGUCAGGCUCAUAGAUCAUUCUGGAAAUGGUUCCCAUCUUUGAAAUUCCAAAAAGGGUGUCUGGGGCAGUCUAUGUUACAUUAAACAGUAUCGCCAUUUCUUCCUGUUGAAAAUUAUUUCUGUGGCCAUGUGUAGCCUAUACGGACCCCGUUCUGUAUUUUCUUCUCCUUUUGGUACUGUUCGUAUUUUCUUUUCCUUAAUCUUGCACUUAGUGUCUCAGUGUCCUUUCUUCAUUUCUUUGGAUUUAACUUCCGCAAUCUCUGUUCGUUGCAAUUUUCAAUUUUGGCAAUUUUCAGCCAAUUUACAAUUUUACUCUCUUUGUGUACUGAAUCCAGUAGUCCCACAUUCUUUUAAACUUUUCCUGCUGGAGUAUCAUAGAAAAUAUUAAUCUCUCCAUCACAAAUCAUCAACCCAGCCAUCCACCAUAGUUUCCUUUGGUUUCAACCAUUUUCUAGUGAGGGCCUUUUUGGGUGCCACUAGUAUUAUUUUGAGACGGUACUUAUCUUUAUUCUCUCUUGGAUUUCCCUUCCCAACUCAAGGUCUGCAAAUGCAAAUGGGAUUUAAAAUAGUGCCAAUGCUUUCACAGAAUCCUGUAUCUUUCUCCCAUUUGUCCUUACUCUUGUGUUUUCUGGGAGCAAAUCAUAUAGCAUGAAUCAGAUUUCUGGCUGCUGAUGUUGAUCUUUUAGUUCUUGAACACUUUCAAAUUGCUCCUGGUUCAAAGGGUGCUGUGAGAUGUGAGGCCCUUUCUAGUCUCCUCUCUGAAUCCUGGAAUCAAAACUAUUUGGGACAAAGUCAAAGUCAUAAUAUGACAUAAUUGCUAUAUCUUUUAAAUGUCUUUCAUUCCACUCACUCUGUUCAUAUCCUACCAUAUCGUCUUUACUGCCUCAAGCCCCAGCAAGACUGCUCUGAUCCUGUUCUGUCUAACAAAUCUGUUCUGGUCUGAAUUAAUUCUUCCAGGUAAAAAUGUCUCAAUUCUUCUAGUUAAAAUAGAGGCAAACAAUUUACGGUCAUGGUUCAGAACACUCUACAAUUUGCUCACUCCAAUCUAUCCUUCCCCUCUUUUUGGGACUGAAAUGACAGACUUCCACCCAAUUAAAUGAUCCCGAUAACAUGGGGGUAAGUGGCUGCCUGAAUGAUUUGUAUCACAAUGAGGUGUAGCCAUCGGCCCCUGGUGCUUUGUUUGCCUUAAGUUUAGUUAUAAAAGCAUUCAGUCUUUUAGUGGUAAUAUUUUCUGUUCUGUCCCUCAAUUUGUGUGUAAAUUUAAUCAGUUGAGAAAAUCCUCUGCCUGGCUAUUAUUGUCCUUAAAUGGUGGUUGAGUCCUCCAAAUGUAUAAUAAUGGUAGAGUGAAAUGUAAAUAUUUUGCCAUAUACUUAAGGCAUUGAAAUCUGAGAUCAUUGUCAAGUACAGAUAUUCAUCUUUUAUCAUGGUAUUUGAUAUUUCCUGGUAUUUGAAUGCGUAUGUUUUACCAUUUUACAGAAACAGCUGUUUUUGUGUUGAGUACCCCCAUGUCAGGUGUAGAAAAUUAAAUUAUAAUAAGUAAAUCAAGUCGAUAAAUUCUUAUAUUUGGUUGCAGAGCCCUUAAAUGCAAAAACUAAAUCUAUGACACACUGACAUCAAACAUUUGGUAUUUUUGGAAUUGCUUAUCUGCAGUCUCGUCUGACUUAGCCUGUCCCAAACUUCUAACUUUCUUUAAUUGAUGAAUGCUGUGGUUGCAUAGGCAGUGUGUUUGGGGUCAUUGUCUUGGUGCAAUUUGAAGUGCCAGCUGAUGAGGUUGGAGGGCUUUUUUUGGACAUAUCCGGACAAAAUCUGUCUGUACACUGUCUGUCACUGACCAUAGUUUUAGGGUUUUUCUUGAGAGCCAUCUGUCAUCACCUGUCGCUAUCUUCCUUGGCCUUUCUGUACAGUUUGUAUUUCAAUUAGUGGUUUCUUUAUUUUUCAGGAAAUCUGCUUUUCUUUAUACACCCAGUUAGCAUUUACCAUUUACCCAGUUUCUUGUAAUAUAGUUCAACACUUCUAGAUAUUCUCUACUUUAAAAUCUAGAUUUAAAAUGGGGAGUCCUUAUCCUCAGCUGGCUGCUUUCUUAUUUCCUCUCUCAAUAGGGGUUUACAUGCACCCCAGGGCAUUUGUGGGGACACCUCACCAUUGUGAUUCUCUGUGAAGUAAUAGGCCUACUGUAGUUCUAGCUUCAGUUGUUCCUUCACUGGACCAUUCCAUAAAGGUAGUUUUAUUGCUGUGCCCCAGGUUCAGGGUCAUACUGGGCUACAUUCUAAAAGAUCCAUUGUUCCAGCACCAGAAGAUUUCUUGAAAGUGAAACCUACUGCAAUGUUAUCUGAGGGUGAGAAACAAUUUCAUGAAUGAUUUAUUCGCCUGAAAUAAUUGUGUAAACUUUAGAUACCUGGUAAGUAUAAGUAUCUCAUGUAAUGAGUUAUAUUGCAUUGCUAUAGAUGUGUUUGUAUGUAACUGAAAUUCGAUACAUCCUCAAAAGCAGAAGUACAGAAAUAGCAUAAUGACACAAAUAAUUUAUUUUAUUUUAUUGUAUUUUUUGGGGGUCGGGGGUUUAUAGCUCAUAGAAAUUGAGAAAUUGAUUCUAGGGACCAUUUUGACAAGAUUCCCAACACUAAAAUGUGUUUAAAACUCUUUAGGACACUUGAAUUCAUUGAAUUUGGUUUCAUAUCAUCAGAUAUACAAUGUGCUUUAGUUCAUUCAUAUUCCUACGGAUGCGAAAUGGCACGCAUUUAUAGGGUGACCCAAAAAUAAAUUUUUGAAAUUAAUAAAAAUGUUAUGUACUUGAAUAAAAUGUUUACAGAGACAUAAACUGUGUAUUAUUUGUGUUCAUCUCAAUGUCAUUUUAACUUUUGUGAUAAAUUACCAUAUAUAUCAAUUUUGUUUUACACAUGUAUGUUGUAGAUUUAAAAAAAUGUUUUAUGGUAAAGUUAUCCUUGAAGA